GUCUAUUGUCAGUUUCAUAUAGUCUCAUGUACGAGCAAAAUGGCGAAGUGUCCGUUAUAGGCGGACUUUUGUUCAGGGAGUUGGCAUUCCACAUGCUGCGUAGAAAUUGUUGUACAGUAAGAAAGUCGGAAGCAUGGAAUUGUUCCGUACCGACACGCAUUUCAUUUUUGUGAAAGAGAGGCACAGCCUAUGGUGUGACAAGUACACCGGAGAGUUUUCCGCUAAAUCGGAUUGGGAAUGGGCAUCUCCAAAAGAUUUGGAAUGUCUUGGAAUAUUUUAUGGAAUUGUAGGGAAAAUAGAACAACCAUGCGUAUUGGAACCUCGUUUAAUGUUGAUCAAAGAAGUUUCACCAGCUGGAGAGUUAUAUGGAGGUCAUAUUAUAUAUAAGGUCAAAUCAAUUGCAUUUUUGCAUCUUGGCAGUGAAAAUAAUGAUAUUGGACUUCUGCCAUGUAAGAAGCAUCAGAAUUUGCCAAAGAAAAAAAGUCAAGGUGGCCUGUUUGAUGUGCCACAGAAGGCAGCCUUUGCCAAAACAUGGGGAACUAUUAAAAGUGCUACAAACACAAUAAAAAAUACUACUCAACACGCAGCUGCACUUGCAACAUCUCAAGUAAAAUCCACAGUAAGUAAACGAAGCAUUGUUAAAGACAAGGAGAGAUUUGAGAAGAGAAUCCUGGAGGAGUUAAAUAAGAUUUUCACCGAAACCGACUCCUUUUAUUUCUGUCAAACUGGUGAUAUCACAAAUAGCUUGCAGAGGCUUUGUGUCACAGACUCACAGUGGAAUGAGGAACAACAGAAUAAACCACUUUGGCAAAGAGUAGAUGAUAGAUUUUUUUGGAAUAAACACAUGUUACAGGAUAUAAUUAAUUUAAAAACAGACAAAGCAAACUCAUGGAUAUUACCAGUUAUUCAGGGAUAUGUGCAAAUAGAGAAGUGUAAAGUAGAAGUGGGCAUCGAUGAACAGCCACACCAUGAAACUUUCAAUUUGGCAAUAAUAUCGAGGAGAAGUAGAUUUCGUGCAGGAACGAGAUAUAAGCGACGUGGUGUGGACGAUGAAGGAAAAUGCGCAAACUAUGUAGAAACAGAGCAAUUAGUUUGGUACCAUGAUCACCAAGUAUCCUUUGUCCAAGUACGAGGCAGUGUACCUGUAUACUGGUCUCAACCUGGCUAUAAAUACAAGCCUCCACCACGAAUAGAUAGAGAUGAAGCAGAAACGCAGAUUGCGUUCGAGAAACACUUUACUGAAGAACUAGGGUUGUACGGCCCAAUUUGUAUCAUGAAUCUUGUAGAACAAACUGGCAAGGAGAAGAUAAUUUGGGAAGCCUAUAGUAACCAUGUACUAAAUUAUAAUCAUCCAGAUAUAACAUAUACAACUUUCGAUUUUCAUGAAUAUUGUCGAGGGAUGCAUUUUGAAAAUGUGUCUAUCCUGGUCAGUGCAUUAGCUGCGGUAUUGUCAGACAUAGGGUACUGUUGGCGCGACAAGCAAGGCACAAUAUGCAUGCAGAAAGGAGUGUUUCGGGUGAAUUGCAUAGAUUGUUUAGAUAGAACGAAUGUGGUGCAAACUGCUUUAGGUAAAGCUGUAAUGGAAAUGCAGUUUUCAAAGCUAGGACUAAUACCGCCGGAUGGAACGUUACCGACAAAUAUCCGACAAACGUUUCAGUUGCUUUGGGCGAAUAAUGGCGACAUUAUCAGUAAACAAUAUGCCGGUACAAACGCCCUCAAGGGAGAUUACACAAGAACAGGGGAAAGAAAGUUUACCGGUUUAAUGAAAGAUGGCAUGAAUUCUGCGAACAGAUAUUUUCAGCAACACUUUAUGGAUGACAUGCGUCAAGCGGCGAUAGAUACCUUGCUAGGGAACCCUAUCGAUGUUAAUCAACUGAACACCGAUUGGUCGCACUAUUUAGACAUCCUUGACAAUUGCUGCCUUGAGCUAAUACCCGUGAAACCACCAAACAUAGAGCUUCAACUUGCUACUUAUCCUGACAUUCUCUAUGCCAGUGCUAUGUAUGAUUUGGCAAGAUACUAUUUAAAUCGCUUCAAGGAUGUCUAUAGGCAGGCCACGAUCGAUAUGAUGUUAGGAAACUCGGUGAACGAAGAAGUAUUUCAAGAGCGUACAGAAGAAGAAGAUAAUGCUGCUACAGCGAUUCAUGUAAAAUUGCUGAUAGAGGAUUGCAAGAAGCUACUUAUACCCGAUCCAGAAGUUAUUUUAGGCAGUUGGGGUCUCAUAGACGCUGACCCUGUAACUGGUGACUUAACAGAGACAGAAAUGGACACUAUUCUAAUAUUAACACGGGAUAGUUAUUAUGUAGCUGAUUAUGACGAUCAAAUCGACAAAGUCACAAAUUACCAAAGAGUUCCACUCGAAGACAUUAUACUGAUCGAGUUUGGCCAGCCAGAGAGCACUGUCUCCCUUUUUAAAAAUAAGCAUUUCCACUGCAUUAGAAUAAAUUACAAAAUGGCCAACGAGUACGGUUACUUUCACAUGUUCCGCAGUACAAAUUUACGAUUUUUCAAUAACAUGGCUGUUGUUAUAAAGACAGAGGAAGAAAGUAUAGAGUCUUUAAGAUCAAUUUGCGAGGCUAUCUCUGUGGCGAUGGAGAUAGCCGGUUUACCAAAGAUUCCUAUAGCAAUGAAUGUCACGUUAGAUAGACGAAAGAGUAAAAUAGUGAAUAACAGGGGAACCACGGGUCUACUGGACAUUUCGUCAUUCCCAGAAUUGACUAGAAAUGUUUCAGAGACACAGUUACUAGCUCUUAAAAGCGCAGGAACGAAAGCUUUAAGCAACAUGACGGAGCAAUUUAGUAAACUAAAUAAGUUAAGUCAUAGCUUUAGCGCUAGGAAACCAAUUGACAUAGCAAGAAGCAUAGGUAGAAGGUCUGAAGCACCUUUGAAACCGACAUUCACCGUUGGGAAUAGAGACAUCUCAGGCAAUGCGCAAGGGAAACGUAGCAGUGGCAGUAGCAGUAGUGACGACGAGGACAUUGACGUUCCUCCUGUUCCUUUCGAAAAACCAGAAAAUUUCAGUCACAAUAAGAAUCUAAUGGAAGCGUAUACUCCAUCUAUUGGUAUCAUAAUGGGUGUUAAAAACACGGACGUAGUGGAGCCUCGUGAGAAUAAUGAAGACCAAGAUUUUUCUAUACGACCUAAUAAAUUCUCUGAACAGACUUCCGAUAAGGAAGUCUUACGCGUGCCAGAAUCUGGCUCUGGUACUAGUACUCUUAGUGCUUCUCCUCAAAAGACGCCUGAAAUAACUAUACAAAAUGUAACUGAGGACAAAGAAAGGAUGCUGCCACCAUUAACAUUGAAUCUGUCCAAAAACAUCAGUCAUUCGACUGGAGAGGUUGAUAGUAAGCUGACACUCAGCAAUAUAAAUGGAAGCAAAUUGCAGACUGAGAAUAGAUUGCAGGAUAAGAAAAGGUCCACAUCUGAGCAAGAUUUAAGUCUAAAUAUUACAUCUUCUCAGAGUGAGUCUGCUUUGAAGUCAAUGAAGACUAACAUAAUAAAUGCAGCGAGUCCUGUGGCAUCUACUUCCAAAGAUAUCUUGUCACCUUUCUCAAAAUUCGCUAAAGGUGUGCAGACUUUAGGGGCAAAUUUGGAUCCUAGAAAGCUAAAGACAGGACAGGUAGGAUUACAGAGAAAUCUCUCAGAUCAUCACGUAGAACAGCAACGAAAAUUGCAAGAGAGAUGGGGUUCAUGUCAAUCCAAGCUAAUAGCUUUAUAACUUUUCGAACAUAGUUCGAAGUCUGAAUGUCUAGUAGCGAGUAAACAAUUAAAACCCACAUAAUUUAGAGACACUUUUGCAUAAAGGAUUUUUAAAUAAUCAUUUUGUUAUUUGUUAGCAUCUUUUAAUUCAGAGAAUCGGUUCGAACAUCUCGGUGCGCGUGUCUGAAUAUUUUCCAUUAUUUCUUAAACCUCAAUUAUUGCCAUCCUGCUAAUAAAAGCUUCGUGCAAAAGAAACAUGAGACGAUUAAUCGAUAAGAUACUCUCUAUAUAUUCUUACGCGUGGAGAAACUCACAAAUUACUUUCCAGAGUACAAUGUGGUCAAUAUUUAAUCUGCAUCAAAUCUAUUUGUGCGUAUCUACUUACAAACAAAUUUUCUAUUACUCUACAUCGAUGAAAGCCUACACGAACUGAUUGUUACCUAUUUUCAAUAUGCUUCCGGCGUAUUUAUACGAAAUUUUCAUCGCGAUAGCCUUUUUAUGGAUUUUACCAAACGACUCCUAGUAUUGCAUUUAGACAUUAGAGAUUGUGAAUUUAUCAAAAAAAAAAAAAAAAAAAAAAAAAAAAAAAAAAAAAAAAAAAGAAAAAAAAGGAAAAAAAAAGGAAAAGACACGUACGUGCUUAUACAAUGAAAUUUAAUCCCAGCAUUCUUUGAAGCCUUAACGCCUGCUGCAUAAACAAAUUUUUUAAUGGUUUUAUUUAUUUGUAAUAUAUGUCGUAGACUUUCCGUUUUCUACAUUUCUGGAGCCACGUGUGCAAACAACGUUUGUGUGAUGACUUGUAAACAUUCGUAAACCGAAAAUCUGUUUAUGCAGUAAGUUAAAUGAAGAAGCUUUGUAGUCAAUUAUGUACAUAUAUACGAAGAAUUACUUAACAUUAGCAGUUUAAUGAAACAACGUUGUGAUUGCUGAUUAAAAUGUAACAGCAAGAUAAAUUUGGGAAAGACGUUUUGAUGUGCAAAAACCUAGUAAUUAUUAAUUAUUAUAAAGUCUAGACGUAGACAUUCGACGAUAACAGUGGGUAAACUCUUACAAUUCCAAAUAUGAUUAAGUUCAAGAAUUAUUUUGGAUAUAGAAAGGAAAGGAAAAAGUGCUUUUUUUCUGUAUAUAAUUUCAUAACAAUUGAAACAUACAAGUCGUUCCAGAAAAAAGGAACGAUCAUAGUAUUCAUAUACAUGCACAUUUGCAGUAUUAUGUAUAUUACAUUUAAUAAAUAAUAGGAGGGAGAGUUGCAUAUAUAUGGAUAUGUAGACGAUAAA
Molecule: messenger RNA, 4976 nt
Organism: Bombus impatiens (common eastern bumble bee)
Lineage: Eukaryota; Metazoa; Arthropoda; Insecta; Hymenoptera; Apidae
Gene: sp3
Product: phosphatidylinositide phosphatase SAC2
Exons: 13
Coding region: 134-3718 (1194 amino acids)
Biological process (GO): phosphatidylinositol dephosphorylation; regulation of endocytic recycling
Cellular component (GO): clathrin-coated endocytic vesicle; early endosome
Molecular function (GO): phosphatidylinositol-4-phosphate phosphatase activity
Source: RefSeq, a predicted model, not a curated record